Molecule: messenger RNA, 1962 nt
Organism: Dracunculus medinensis (Guinea worm)
Lineage: Eukaryota; Metazoa; Nematoda; Chromadorea; Rhabditida; Dracunculidae
Source: the annotation of a GenBank genome assembly
AUGCUGAUUAUCGAAAGUGUGGUACUCUUGCGAGACUUCCAGUCUUUUCCAGAAGUUCGACAAGUGGGAGCGCUGCGUUUAUCGAGUGAUUUCUCAACAAACGCGUUAAAGAAACUAAUAAAUGAGCAAGGUUAUGGUGGUUUAGCUCGGGUCAAAGGUGAGGCGAGUUAUGGUGGUUUAGCUCGGGUCAAAGGUAAGGCGGGUUAUGGUGGUUUAGCUCGGGUCAAAGGUGAGGCGGGUUAUGGUAGUUUAGCUCGGGUCAAAGGUGAGGCGGGUUAUGGUGGUUUAGCUCGGGUCAAAGGUAAGGCGGGUCAUGGUGGUUUAGCUCGGGUCAAAGUUGAAUCGAAUCGAAGUAUUCUCUUUAACGCGUUGGAUUCGUUCGAUGGUGAAAAAAUUGCAACAGCUGAAUUAUUAAAAGAACAUAAAGUCGUUUCGAUGUUGCAACUUGAACGAGUUCAAGGAAUAUCGUUAGCUGAACACAAUCAUGUCAUUUAUAUUUUACCAUCUUCUCUGGCAGUUAUCAAUAAACUAAACGCAUUCCUGAAUGAAGCUCGUGCAAGAAAAGAUCGGCAUCUGCAUCAUGUUUUGUUUGUACCAGAUGCAGCACUGGUUUUAUGCGAUAGAUUAAAAGAAAAUCGUGAAACAUUUUCGAUGCUGAAAACUGUUGAAUCGCUUCCUUUGAGAAUAUAUCCCUUAUACACCGAUCAUUUUAUUUUAUUUAUGGACGAUAUGCCAAGUAAAGUUUUGUUAAAUGAUGAUUGGAUCGAAUUUCAAAAAUGUGCGUUGGCUUUACGUCAAAUGGAAGAAAUUUUUCAGUGUUUACCAAAUAUACGAUGCAAAGGUAAAUGGGCUGCACAAAUUGUUGAUAUACUGAAAAAGAUGCGCAACAAUUGUGAAUAUUCAAAUCGUCACCAUGAGGAACGCAAUAUUUCUGACUUUAUUAUAAUUGAUCGUUGGUUGGAUCCGUUGACUCCUUUGUUUAUUCAACUGACUUAUGGUGGACUUAUUGAUGAAAUUCUGAAAAUCGGACCUUCAGGCAAUAUCAAAAGUACACUGUUUACAAAAGAAUCGAAUUCUAAUGAACUUGUGGAGACAAAUUUGAAGGAUGAUUUAUUCUUUGUUUUACGUGAUCAGCAUAUAAAAGAUGUUGGAAAAUGUACUCUUCAAAUUAUUAGCAAUAUCCGUGACGAAAGGAAGAAUUUAAAAGAAAAUCCUGGCGGAAAUUCGUUGGCUGAAAAUAAAGUAGUUGUACGACGACUGAUCGAUGUUCAAAAAAGUGAAAAAAACGUGGAUACUCAUACAACAAUUGCAAGUCAUCUAAUGACAUUCAUUCGUGAUAAUAUGCGAUUUUCAAAAUUGCCUCAGUUAGAAUUGGAUAUCGUUCAAGGAUAUUUCGGAGAUCGAGUUAUUCCCUUUAUAGAAGAUCUAAUAAUUGAGGCUUACGAGCCGAAACUUAUUUUACGUUUAAUAGCCAUACAGUCACUUGUGUCUGGUGGCCUUAAGACAGCAACAUUCAAUGCUUAUCAAAGACUCUUUAUUCAGACAUUUGGAAUCUACAAUCUAACAUUGUGGCUUAAAUUACAGUUGAUGGGUCUAAUAUCGGAAAGAACCUCAAAAAUUAAGUGUAACUAUUUACCGUUUGAUUUCGCCUUUCUUAAUCGUAAACUGGCAUAUUCAUCAGAUGAACGCUCUUCGAACGAAUAUUCUUACAUUUAUGGCGAAUAUAUUCCAUUUUUGGUUCGUUAUAUCGAAAUUGGCGCAAAAGAUAACUGGAAAGAUUGGACAACAAUCACAUCGUUCGAUGAGGCAGAAUCUUCACCAGAUUCUUUUAUUGUUGUAUUUAUUGUUGGUGGCAUAACAAUGGCUGAAAUGGCUUGCCUUCGUCGAAUAAAAUUUUCUAAUCCAGUGGUUAUUAUUUCUACAUCUUUAACUAAUGGAAAUCUCAUCACUCAACCUUUAUGA